Messenger RNA from Lottia gigantea (owl limpet), 744 nucleotides. RefSeq lists its product as hypothetical. The record is from RefSeq and is a predicted model, not a curated record. Bases 1 to 744 code for a protein of 247 amino acids. The transcript is spliced from 6 exons. Lineage: Eukaryota; Metazoa; Mollusca; Gastropoda; Lottiidae.
AUGGCUAUGUGCUGGAUAUUAUUAAGCUUUUCUUUAAGUGUUUCGUGUUGUUUUGCAGCUGAUUUGAGCCUAGAAAAGGAAUUGGCAGCAUUGUACAAGAACACCUAUCUUGGUGAUGGAACAUAUUAUAAGAAGACACCCAAUGGAACCUGUUCAUACACGCCACCAUCUUUACCACCGACAGCACUUAGCCCACAUAUUAAAUAUCUCGUGGCUUUAAAUAAACCUCAGUUCCACGAUGCUAUGACCUGUGGAAUGUGUUUCAGGGUACAUGCUGAAGGUAAAGGAGCAGGUUUAGAUCCUAUUGAAGGUGAUUUCAAUGUGUUUGUAAAAGACAUGUGUCCAGAAUGUUUACAAGGUGAUCUGGAUCUUGCCGAGAAAGGCGAUGGACGCUGGAAGAUCCUAAUGCAAGCUGUACAAUGUCCAGUCGGAAACAGCUACAUUGAAUAUUUGUUGCAGGGUUCUAAUGUGUGGUACAUAAAACUCCAGGUUAGAAACGCCAGAGUGCCAGCAACUGAAGUACGAGCUCUUCAAGGUGAGAAAUGGGUCAAAUUGAAGCACACGUCUGAUGGAUUCUGGGAAUUUUCCACCGGUGAAAAGAUUACAACACCAAUCAGUAUUCAUCUUCGAUCAUUCAGAGGUCACGAUAUUUACGACAUCAUUCCUGAAAUUGUGAAUGACGUGGUGAUAAAGAGUGAAAAGAAGAUACAGUUUCCACUUGAUGUUCAUUUACCAUUUAUCUAA